Molecule: messenger RNA, 1062 nt
Organism: Aspergillus niger
Lineage: Eukaryota; Fungi; Ascomycota; Eurotiomycetes; Eurotiales; Aspergillaceae
Exons: 2
Coding region: 1-1062 (353 amino acids)
Molecular function (GO): peptidyl-tRNA hydrolase activity
Source: RefSeq, a predicted model, not a curated record
AUGAACACCAAUUCAUCCCCAUCAAGUGGAAACAACAAAGCAAAGCAAAGCAAAAGCAAGUUCCCGUCGAUGCAUGAGCCAGCAGCAGCAGCAGUAGCAGCAGUGGUGCUGCACAGCACCCAAACCACGGAACAGGAACAGGAACAUCACCAACUACCAUCCGCAAAAUCCACCACCACAACCACCACCACCAUCACCCUCAACCACCACCCCGACAAUUCGUCAUCCACAUCCACAUCCACAUCCUCAAUGUCCCCGCCACCUCCCCUCAAAACCCCGCGGCGCUUCCUCUUCAUCGCCUCAAUCGGCAACCCACGCCCAUACCGCACGACGCGGCACAGCGCCGGCCACAUCCUCCUCGAAGCCCUCACACCACUCCUCCCACGCCGACUUCCUCUCGUGGGCGCCUCCCCCAACAAUGGCAACAUAGUCAAUCCGCUAUUCUACAAAACCUACACCAGCCCCACCUACAUGAACGAAUCGGGUCCCAAACUCCUCCGCAACUUUCAAUCGUGGCUCUCAUCCACCCAAACAGAAAUAUACCAGAAGAUCGUGCAGCCGGGGAAUGUACUCUCCACAAACACAACGCCCCAUGACGCUGCAUCAGACGCUGUAGCAGAAUGGCACCUCCGCGGCACCGACCCCACAACCCUCCGAAACUUCUCCCCGACACUAGUCAUCCUUCAUGACGAAUUGGAGGCGCCGUUGGGGAAAGUUCGGGUGAAGAGGGGCGGGCCGGAGAAGGCGAGCCUGAGGGGACAUCGGGGGCUGAUUAGUUCGUUUGAGAGUUUGAGGGGGAAGGGGCUGUAUCCUCCGAAUCCGAAGAAGAAUGUCGUUGGGGCCGGGGUGGAUUUGUCGGUGUUGAGGAUUGGGGUGGGGAUUGGGAGGCCCGAGACGAGGGAUCGAGGGGGUGUUGCUAAGUAUGUUCUGGAGGAGAUGAGUGAUCGGGAGUUGAAGGCUGUGAAGGCUGCCGCGGGGCCGGUUUUGGAGGUGUUGAUGGAUGAGUUGUAUAGGGAUGAUAGAUUAGAUAGAGGUGGUUUAGAGAUACCCUUAUAUUAUUAG